GGAGAGGCGGCUCCGCGGCCGCAGGCGCAGGCCCGGGCCGAUAAGCGAGACGCGGGGAGCGCCGGCCCGUGGCAGCUCCGAGUCCCAACAUGCGCCGGUCGGUCUGGCUGGUGCUGGCCGCGUCGCUCUUGCACGUGUCCCUACAAGGCGAGUUCCAGAGGAAGCUCUACAAGGAGCUGGUCAAGAACUACAACCCCUUGGAGAGGCCGGUGGCCAACGACUCGCAACCGCUCACCGUCUACUUCUCCCUGAGUCUCCUGCAGAUCAUGGACGUGGAUGAGAAGAACCAAGUUUUAACCACCAACAUUUGGCUGCAGAUGUCUUGGACAGAUCACUAUUUGCAAUGGAAUAUGUCAGAAUAUCCGGGUGUGAAGACUGUUCGUUUCCCAGAUGGCCUGAUUUGGAAGCCAGACAUUCUUCUCUAUAACAGUGCUGAUGAGCGAUUCGAUGCCACAUUCCACACCAACGUGUUAGUUAAUUCUUCUGGGUAUUGCCAGUACCUCCCUCCAGCAUUUAACAAACUCCAUGGUUGCUUGUAUGAUAUACCCAUUAAAAUAAACAAGUGGGGUAAUUUUACUCAGACACGGUUCCUUUCCCCUGUUGCUCAUGGAGGCAUCCCAGGCAAGCGAAGUGAGAAGUUCUAUGAGUGCUGCAAAGAGCCCUACCCAGACGUCACCUUCACGGUGACCAUUCGCCGCAGGACCCUCUACUAUGGCCUCAACCUGCUCAUCCCCUGUGUGCUCAUCUCUGCGCUGGCCCUCCUCGUCUUCUUGCUCCCUGCAGAUUCAGGGGAGAAAAUUUCCCUGGCAUUUAACAAACUCCAUGGUUGCUUGUAUGAUAUACCCAUUAAAAUAAACAAGUGGGGUAAUUUUACUCAGACACGGUUCCUUUCCCCUGUUGCUCAUGGAGGCAUCCCAGGCAAGCGAAGUGAGAAGUUCUAUGAGUGCUGCAAAGAGCCCUACCCAGACGUCACCUUCACAGUGACCAUUCGCCGCAGGACCCUCUACUAUGGCCUCAACCUGCUCAUCCCCUGUGUGCUCAUCUCUGCGCUGGCCCUCCUCGUCUUCUUGCUCCCUGCAGAUUCAGGGGAGAAAAUUUCCCUGGGGAUAACCGUUUUACUCUCUCUCACUGUCUUCAUGUUGCUGGUGGCUGAAAUCAUGCCUGCGACAUCCGACUCAGUGCCCUUGAUAGCCCAGUACUUUGCCAGCACCAUGAUCAUCGUGGGCCUCUCCGUGGUGGUGACGGUGAUUGUGCUGCAGUACCACCACCAUGACCCCGACGGCGGCAAGAUGCCCAAGUGGACCAGAGUCAUCCUUCUGAACUGGUGCGCGUGGUUCCUGCGGAUGAAGAGGCCAGGGGAGGACAAGGUGAGGCCGGCCUGUCAGCACAAGCAGCGCCGCUGCAGCCUGGCCAGCGUGGAGAUGAGCGCAGUGGCAGGACCGCCCACCACCAACGGCAACCUGCUCUACAUUGGCUUCCGGGGCCUGGACGGGGUGCAUUGCGCCCCCACCCCCGACUCGGGUGUAGUGUGUGGCCGCAUGGCCUGCUCCCCCACGCACGACGAGCACCUCCUGCACAGCGGGCAGCCCUCCGAGGGGGACCCGGAUCUGGCCAAGAUCCUGGAGGAGGUCCGCUACAUCGCCAACCGCUUCCGCUGCCAGGAUGAGAGCGAAGCCAUCUGCAGUGAGUGGAAGUUUGCGGCCUGCGUGGUGGACCGCCUGUGUCUCAUGGCCUUCUCCGUCUUCACCAUCAUCUGCACCAUCGGCAUCCUGAUGUCAGCUCCAAACUUCGUCGAGGCUGUGUCCAAAGACUUUGCUUAACCUGAUUCUGGUCCCCGGCAUGUAGGAAACACACAGGCAGGCAAUGCCGUUGGCUUGGGGAGAAUUUGGGGUGCUAAUCCCACAGCCACACUAGACGUGAGGACGCCAGUGUACCUGUAGCGCUCGCCUUCAGUCAUGUCCGUUACAGUUUCCUUGUUACUUUCAGUAAUAGGAUCUCAGCACGUUUUUGUUUAAUCCUCUCAGAUGGGCUGCUUGAUAUUCUUGGAACAUCCUUAGGCUCACCAGGACCACUGAGAGGUCCUUUUGCCCAUUCCCCAGUGCCUGGUGAGCCCUUCAGAGAGGUCGGGGUGGCUCAGGAUGGCCAGGGGAGGCCUGUACAGUUGGUUUUGCAUGCCUGCAUGUCACUUGCCAAGAAGGCCUACGUGAAAAUUCAGCAUAAGCUUUUGCCUGUUUACAAACCUAGAUUGAAAGUAAUAAUAAUAGUAUAAACCACACUCACUAGAUCCAUUCUAAUAAUUGGUAAAAGGACACAACACUAAAACUAAAAACCUAACUGCUGAUUUUUCUGCGGUUCAGAUUUUAUUUUCUCUACCAAAGAUGGUGGAGAGAAACAAUUUCACACUGUUCCUGCAUUUUAUAAGAGAGAGACAGACAUAGUUGGUCUUGUAAAUUAUGCUUUUACCAGCCUGAUUUCUGCCAACCUACCCUGUGGUGGGAAUUAGGAGGGACACAGAUGUGUGUUGAUUCUGAACUAGGACCAGAUCCGGGCAAGUCAGGGGGAUUUCUGCAGAUACAGGAGACUCCCAAACUUUCUGUGCUGCCCUCGGACACUGGGGAGUUGAGUUUGCCCUAUUCUGAAAAACACAAAGGACAAAUAGAGUUCUAUUAGAAUUACCAGCCCAACGUAAUAGCUAAAGUUAAAUUAAGCCAGCUAUGUGUGUGUGUGUGUUUUGUUUUUUGUUUCUUGUUUUUGUUUUGUUUCGAUAAUGCAUUAGAUGUUUCUCAUGUACUAGAGUUGUUUAGUCGUAGAAACUUGUGGAUCCAUACAAAUGCACAACAUAAAGUGAAAGUAUAUUAUGCUUUUCCUUAUGUGUCAUGGCCAAGGAGCAGGAUCUGGGAUCUCUUCUGGUUCCUUGUAUGGCAGGAACUGGGAAGGGGAGGAUGUGGCCAGGGGCUUUCCUGGAUGCAAGGCCAGUGGUAGUCAGCAGGAGGGGCUGGCAGGCUGAGUGGCUGUAUGACCAGUAACUCCAGUCUCUGGCUUUUAGGGAUCUGCUUUCCCACAGCUCAACUACCCCAAGGUCAGCCCAGAAAGGUGGCUCAAACAGGUAACUUCACUGGAGAUAAGUGUUUUUGAAAGCAAGGGAAACUUUAAUUUAAUUUAAUUUAAUAAUUUUUAAAAAAAUUUUAUUAUAUUAUGUUAGUCACCAUAUAGUACAUCCCUGGUUUUUGAUGUAAAGUUUGAUGAUUCAUUAG
Messenger RNA from Ailuropoda melanoleuca (giant panda), 3254 nucleotides. RefSeq names its product cholinergic receptor nicotinic alpha 7 subunit (gene CHRNA7). The coding region runs from base 90 to 1820 and encodes 576 amino acids. Gene Ontology annotation, cellular component: postsynaptic membrane. Gene Ontology annotation, molecular function: acetylcholine-gated monoatomic cation-selective channel activity; transmembrane signaling receptor activity. Lineage: Eukaryota; Metazoa; Chordata; Mammalia; Carnivora; Ursidae. The record is from RefSeq and is a predicted model, not a curated record. The transcript has 10 exons. Gene Ontology annotation, biological process: monoatomic ion transmembrane transport.